GAACGAGUCAGGAAGUGGAGAAGGGAAGUGGUUUGGUUGCGUCACGUUGAUUCUGCUGCACGUCGCAAACUCAAGAAACUCGAAUAAUGUCCUAAAAACAUCUGGGAGGAGCAAAAACCUGCAGGACGACAGAGACACAGAGACACAGGAGGAAACACCGGAGGACGACGGAGCAAGACUCUAAAAUGUUCAACAUUGUAUUAGUUUUGAAAUUUUGAAAAAAAAUUGGGAAUUUUUUAAAACUAAAAAUGAGGCGAGUUCGAAGAAAAGGAGCAAAUAAAGACAAAGUGUUUGGCUGUGAUUUAAUGGAGCAUCUCACAGCCACAAACCAGGACGUUCCUGUCGUCCUGAGGAGCUGUAGUGAGUUUGUGGAGGGUCAUGGGAUCGUGGACGGCAUCUACAGACUGUCAGGAGUGUCCUCCAACAUCCAGAAGCUCAGGUCGGACUUUGAGAGCGACUCGUGUCCUGACCUGAAUAAGGACACGUACCUUCAGGACAUACACUGUGUCAGUUCUCUGUGUAAGGCGUAUUUCAGAGAACUGCCCAACCCUCUGCUCACCUACCAGCUCUACGACAAGUUCGCCGAGGCUGUGGCUCUUAAACUGGAGGAGGAGCGACUGGUGAAGAUCAGAGAUGUGCUCAAAGAACUGCCCCCUCCUCACUACAGGACGCUCGAGUUCCUGAUGCGUCACUUGGUUCGAGUGGCGUCUUUCGCCUCAGAGACAAACAUGCACUCAAGAAACCUCGCCAUCGUCUGGGCCCCCAACCUGCUGCGGUCGAAGGAGAUCGAGGUGUCUGGGUUUAACGGCACGGCGGCGUUCAUGGAGGUCAGAGUUCAGUCCAUCGUCGUGGAGUUUAUCCUCACACACGUCACACAACUGUUUCCUGAACCAGGUGUGUCCACCGAGAGGAGGAAGUCCCUCCCCUCUCCGUCCAUCCUGUCCAAUCAGGACGAGCUGUUCUUCAAACCACACCCCACAGUGAACAUCGGCAACCUGAGCCCCGGGGACGGCCCUCUGCCCAUACGGCCCUAUCACGCAAUCAUCGAGGGCACUGACAAGAGAAAAGGUUCUCUGAAGGGCAGGAAGUGGAUGUCCAUCUUUAACAUCGGCGGACGGUUCCACGAGACGCGUCGUCGACACAAACACUCCACGAAAGAAAAAGAACAUCCCACCCUGAGGUCAGCGCGGAGCAUGGACUCACUCAGCUCCUCCUCCAACAACAACGACCCCAAACGUUCCCCGCGCCCUCCCUCCUCCCACCUCUCGCCCCUCGCCAUCCCCCACUCACAGCCGACAGCUCCGCCCGAUCCCGCGCCCUCCUCUUCACCACAAGGGGGCAGUAUGUACGCCGUCACCUACCGCAGAGGCACCGGACUGGUCAACACCGGGACCCAGGGCACUUACACGGCCCUCGACCCAGAGGGACUAGGACCCGGUCCGGAGCCCGUCCAGACUCGAUCCCCCGGGAUAUCGGCCAAAGCGGAACGAAGGAUCGCCAUGCACAUCACCGGACCCACCAUGGUCACCGUCCCGCUGCACAUCACCUCUAAUUUAGCCUUUGGAGUUCUGCAGGGAGGAGGCGCAGACCGGAUCAUUCACAGAGGACGAGACAAGGAGCAAGGAGACGCCAGGAGUGAAAAGAGAAGAAGAGAGGAGGAGAAGAAGGAGGAAGAGGAGGACCCGGACACAAAGACUGUUCUGGAAAAUAGUGAGGAUGGAGGAGAGAAAGAUGAGAGAGAGGGAGGAGGAGAGGAGGAGGGACCAGGAGGAAAGGAGGGACCAGGAGGAAAGGAGGGACCAGGAGGAAAGGAGGGAGGAGGAGAGGACAGAGAGAAGACUGGGAGAGGACAGUGUCAGUGGGAAAUGGACUCACUGACCAAGACACGAUCCAAAAGUCAAAGGUCAAACUCAGACCAACAAAACAAAGAUGAGGCCCCAGAGGAGGAGUACGAGGAUAUGGCUGGGAUGAAAGGACGUCACUGUGAACAGGAGCCAGGAGCUGUAGAAGACUCUGCGUUUGACCCACAGGAGGCGCUAAACUCCAGUGAAGUGGACGACCUCACUUUGUCCGGAUACGUUCAGGACAACUUUGACUUUCUGGACCAAAUGGACUGUAGCAUCAUGGACUGCAGCGUGUCCAGCCAGGUCACUGAGUUUUCUGUGGAGCCUCCGGGACACUACGAUGAAGAGUACGAAAUCAUGGACCAAUCACAUCCCAGUCCAACCCAAUUAACCACUCCCCUUUCUGUCAUAGCCCCUCCCACUUCCCCCGUAGCCCCUCCCACACACAUGAGCCCGCCUCGUCUCACCGUGGACAUUUACAAUCAUCACACCAAGUCUCUGAGUCUGCCGUACAUUACAUCGCCAACGCCGCGUCCGGACGAGUGCAGCUCCGAGGACGCCACGGCGAGCGACGAGCGCGAGUACACGAGCAGCAGCGACGAAGAGGAGGAGGAUGAAGGCAUGUUUGUGAAAAGUUUACCGUCCGAUUUCUUUCUGAGUAAUUUAACAAAUACAGAAAUACAAGUCGACGAUGGAGAUCACGAGCAAAGUGUUUUAGACGAACAAGAUUCACAAAGUCGUCAAGUUUCCAUCGAGGAGAAGGAUGAAAAUGUGUUUGUGAAAAGUUUAUCGUCUCAUUUCUGCGUAAAUAACUUGACAAAUACAGAAAUACAAGUGGAUGAUGGUGCGAGCGUCGAAGAUGCACAGAACGAUGAGCUGGAAACUCCACAAAGUCUCCAACACGAGACUUUGGUCCAAGAAAAUCAAAACGCACUUUGUCAAACGAGCAAGUCGCCGGACGAAGAUCUGCACGACCCACAGAGUCAGUCUGGAGGAGGUGAAACUGUAGGAGGUGAAACUGUAGGAGGUGAAACUGCAGGAGGUGAAACUGGAGGAGGUGAAACUGUAGGAGGUGAAACUGGAGGAGGUGAAACUGGAGGAGGUGAAACUGGAGGAGGUGAAACUGGAGGAGGUGAAACUGGAGGAGGUGAAACUGUGGAGAUGCACAAAGACGAGCCUGAUGCAGCUGAAACUUUGGCAGAAUUUGAGGAAAGAAAACACAGACAAACGUCAGAAAGUUUAGAAGAAACAGGACCAGAUGUAAAUAAAGAGGUGCUAUAUCAAACUCCUGAACCAGAGAACGACGACUUGGACGUCGCUGAAAGUGAAACUGUCGUCAUGGAAGAAACUGAAACACAUGGAUCAGACCAAGAAGAAGAUUUGGAAGCUCAGUGUGAACAGGAAGUGGUUGCUAAAGAAGUGAAAAGGCACGAAGAAGAUCGUUAUGAGGAAAUAGACACGAGUGUUACAAGUUUUGAAGCGGCCGACAGAGACACAGACGAACCUGCUCCAGUCUGUGACAUAAUGGACCGAGUGGAUCAUGUACCUGAAGAACACGUCACAUUUUAUAAUCCUCUGUGUCAGGAGGAAGAGGAAACUACAGGCGGCCAUUUUGAUUCAGCGAAACAGGAAGUUUGUGACGACGCUGAGCAGAUCGUCCCGUCUGAACCGGACGAACGAGUCGAUGUCGUAAUCGAGCUGCAAGAACAAUCUGAUCAUGAAGAUAUUUUUGAAAAUGAAAUUGUCAAACAAGAAACUAUUGAUAAACUCGAUAAUAUUUGGGACGAUCGAGGUGAAGUGAUCGAGGAUUUAGAGACACGAGCGAAAGUGGAAAUAUCAACGGACGACGACGAAACAGAAACUGAAACGACGACAGACGUAAAUAAUGUGGAAAAUGAGACAAUUGUUUUGCAAAACAACAAAUCUGAAAUAAAUAUUAAACUUGAGGAUGAACAUUUUGAGAUGGAACAGAACCAAGAUGUUGCUAAUGAUGCUAAUGCUAAAGAUAUAAUAGACAAACACGGCCACGCGUCUCCAAACGUCCCUCAGCCCGAGGAACCUCUGGACAAAGAGGUGCAUUCUGGGAAAGGCGUCAGGAGCAAAGUUGUAACGACAAAAUUACCAAAAUUUUAUCAGGUUAAAGCCGUCCCCAUCGUCCCGCCGAAACCACAGCACUGCAAGCUAACAGCGCUAAUGCUACGUCAACAUCAACAGCAAAAGGAACGAGCCCGAGAGGAGCGGGUGAGCCACGGCGCGGAGCCGGAGGAGCCGGCGAACACGGCGCCACGAGCGAUGGAGCGACGGCGAGACGGCGACGACAGACACAGCCCUCAGAGCAUGUGUUUCGACGAGGCCGUGGCCAUCGCAACUCUACGGAGAGGAAGAGCGAGGGACAGCGACAGAGACAGGCAAAAAGAAUAGAAAAAAACUGAGCGCGACAUUCUCUGGGGGUGUGAUGCUAACUGUAGGCACUGCUCUGUCUGAGGCUCUGUUUAAUCUGAGCUUUAUUUUAACACCAUUUGACCACAAAGAACUGACUUAGUUGGAAUUUCAUCAGGUGAGACAUGCACACAGUUUACAGCCCUAAGCUAGCAUUAGCAUUAGCAUUAGCAUUAGCGUUAGCCUCUCACCUUUUUGUGUAAAAUCAAACUGAAACAUAAACAUUCAGAUCAGACUCCUGGACACGAGCUUUUUAAAAACAGUCUGGAGUUUUCCGUCUUAAAACUUAUUUGACAGUGUUUGCUAAAUGUGUGCACGGUGUCACCAUGGUAACCGCAGAGCUUUCUGCCACAGACAUACAUGCAAAACACCCCCAGUGUGAUGUAUUAAUGUGAAUUUGGGCAGUGGGAGAAGAGUGGAGUCCAGAGUGAAGCUCUGCCUGGAAAGUUACACAUCAGAGCUUUCCAGUGGAAAAUCCAACGCAGUGACAUCUCCAUGGAGACAAGCAGACGACCCUGGAACUUUAUUUAUAACAGAACAGAACCAAAGUGUUAUUAAAACAAUACAAACUCAGUUUACUUAAGAACAAAUCUGGUAAAACGUCGACGUCUCAAACUGUGAAGAGAAAAGAGAUUUACAAACAGCAGAGGAAAAGUUCCACACUGCAGCUUUAGGUUUAUCUGACACA
Periophthalmus magnuspinnatus is the source of this 4971-nucleotide messenger RNA. RefSeq lists its product as uncharacterized. Gene Ontology annotation, biological process: small GTPase-mediated signal transduction. Gene Ontology annotation, molecular function: GTPase activator activity. The record is from RefSeq and is a predicted model, not a curated record. The transcript is spliced from 14 exons. NCBI's taxonomy places the organism in Eukaryota, Metazoa, Chordata, Actinopteri, Gobiiformes, Gobiidae. Bases 249 to 4265 code for a protein of 1338 amino acids.